GCGGCAUAAGGAUCAACCUGGAGAAGAGUAGAACUCGCAGCAGCCGAACAGAAACCGCGAACACAGCAACUUAGCACAAAUAUGGGACUGUUAUGUUUUUACUACACAGCGCGAGGGAGUGUUUUAUAAUCGAGUACAUGUCGGUUUUACAACUUUUAGUCGGGAAUUAGUCGACGUGUUGUUGUUGGCGCCUCAGUUGAAACAAGAGUUCUGCUUUCAGUCGGAUGGAAGUGAGUGAGACAGGUCAGUUUUAGAGACAGACAGCUCGGUGUAACGGCUCCCCCCGCGGACCUUCACCGAGUCUUUCGGUUCAAUGUCCGCGGUAAACUGCGCCGAGGAGCUGGACUUCAGACUGAUCUUUGAGGAGGACGGCAGACAGACGGCAGGUCCAGAUCUCAAUGUGAGGACGCCUCCCUCCUCCACACAGGCCGUGGCGGGGCAGCCCGUCGGCCUGGAGCCGUAUUUCUCCACCGCAGACGGCUACCAGCAUGUCGGCUGCCACCCCCAGGGGCCCCCGCAGUACGGGGCCCAGAGGAACCCGAGAGCCUUCGACUGCCCGAGUAUCCAGAUCACCUCCAUAGCUCCGAACAGCCAUGUGGAGCCCGGCGCUGGCCACGAAGUUUUGGUGGUGGGCGGGGCAGAGGGGGGCUACCCUGAGGCAGCCUGGUCCAGGGGCCAGCUUUUCCUGCCCCUGGACCCGUGCUACCGGGACCCGGCGCUCUGCCCGAGCCCCUGCAGCAGCCUGUCGUCCAGGAGCUGGAUGUCCGACCUCUCGUCCUGCGAGUCCUUCUCCAACGUCUACGACGACACCGAGGGGGAGCUGUCCGACGCCGCCCGCCUCGCCCUGGGCUCCCCCAUCGGGUCACCUCUGGGGUCCCCGGGCUGUGGGGGCGGGGCCUUCGGGGUGGAGUUAUGGCAACAAAAAUACCAACAUCCUCUACCCUUCAGCCCGGCGCUGUCGCCCCAUCAGUCUCCUCGCCAGUCGCCCCGUCAGUCGCCCUGCCACUCCCCUCGCACCAGUGUCACGGAGGAGAGCUGGCUCAACCGCCGGCCCACUUCCAGGCCGUCAUCCAGACCGACCUCCCCCUGCGGAAAGAGACGCCACUCCAGCGCCGAGCCCCACGCCCGCUCGCCCUCCCCUCACCACUCACCCAGCCCCACGCCGAGCGCCUCCCCGCGGGGCAGCGUGACAGACGACACCUGGGUGGGAAGCCCCGCCGGGGUCCUCGGGACCCUCCUGAUGUCCGGCUACCAGGAGCUGGAUGUCCCCUCCAAGACCAGGAGGACGUCGGGGACCCAGCUGGGGGGCCUCCUUUCGGGUCAGGGAGACUCGGGGCUGGAGCCGUUCCUGGAUUCUCCCGUGGAAGAGGGGCGUGACCAGGACGGCCUGGCUGAGCUCUUCCUGCAGGUGCCCUCCCACUUCAGCUGGAACAAACCCAAACCUGGAAACCCUCCUCUGUUCAGGGUCUCGUCCCCCCCUCCCCUGGACUGGCCCCUGCCCAGCCAGUAUGACCAGUGUGAGCUGAAGCUGGAGGUCCAGCCCAAGUCCUACCACAGGGCUCAUUAUGAGACGGAGGGCAGCAGAGGGUCCAUCAAAUCAGCUGCUGGAGGACACCCUGUUGUGAAGUUGAACGGAUUCAGCGAGCAGCCGGUCAGCCUGCUGUUGUUCAUCGGCACCGCAGACGACCGCUACCUUCGCCCUCAUUCCUUCUACCAGGUGCACCGGGUGACGGGGAAGACGGUCACCACCACCUGCCAGGAGAAGAUCAUGGGUUACAGCAAAGUCCUGGAGAUUCCUCUGCUUCCGGAAAACAACAUGUCCGCCAGCAUCGACUGCGCCGGCAUCCUGAAGCUGCGUAACGCCGACAUCGAGCUGAAGAAAGGAGAGACGGACAUCGGGCGGAAGAACACCAGGGUGCGUGUUGUGUUCAGGGUCGCCGUGCCUCAGCCGGACGGCCGGAUGCUGUGGCUGCAGACAACAUCUGCUCCUGUGGAGUGUUCCCAGCGCUCCGGUCAGGAGCUUCCUCAUGUGGACAGCUUCAGUCCGGCCAGCUGCUCCGUGGACGGAGGAGCGGAGCUGCUCAUCUCCGGAUCCAACAUCUCCACACAGUCCAGGGUGGUUUUCAUGGAGAAAGGCCCCGAUGGAAGAUCGCUGUGGGAAAUGGAUGCCAGAGUUCUGUCAGAAAAAAGCAGCGGAUCCAGCAUUGUGGUGGAGGUCCCUCCGUACAGUAAGAAGACAUCCGGUCCGGUCCAAGUCCAGUUCUACGUCUCAAACGGGAAGAGGAAAAGGAGUCUAACGCAGAGCUUCACCUUCCUGCCUGGAGUCAGACGUCACCUCCCUCCUCCUCCUCCUGCUGCUGGGGCACAGCUGGUAAAACAGGAGCGCUGGGAGCUGGACCACAUCUCCCACAAUCCACCUGGAUUCAGCCCAGAUUUGUCUUAUUACGAUUCCUGUGACCUCCCAGUGCACUGUGGUCCUCCUUCCCAGAACACACCUUGUUUCCAUCAUCCUCCUCCUUCCUCCGUCCCCCUUCAAACGACCUUGAUGUUUCCUCACAGCUCCUCCAUCCGGCGUCACGCCUCCUCCUCCAUGUCUUCUCAGAUCUCCUCGGCCCCCCUUCAGACCUUGAUUCCUCUUCAGACUUCCAUCAUGCCUCCUCAGACCUUCACCAUCCCCCCUCAGAUCUCCUCGCUGCCUCCCCAGGCCUCCUCUGUUCCCCUUCAAACCUUCACCAUCCCCCCGCAGACCUCCUCGAUCUCCCCGCAGACCUCCUCGCUGCCUCCCCAGGCCUCCUCUGUCCCCCUUCAAACCUUCACCAUCACCCCGCAGACCUCCUCGCUGCCUCCCCAGGCCUCCUCUGUCCCCCUUCAAACCUUCACCAUCCCCCCGCAGACCUCCUCGAUCCCCCCGCAGACCUCUUCGAUCCCCCCUCAGACCUCCUCGCUGCCUCCCCAGACCUCCUCUGUCCCCCUUCAAACCUUCACCAUCUCCCCGCAGACUUCCUCGAUCUCCCCGCAGACCUCCUCGCUGCCUCCCCAGGCCUCCUCUGUCCCCCUUCAAACCUUCACCAUCACCCCGCAGACCUCCUCGCUGCCUCCCCAGGCCUCCUCUGUCCCCCUUCAAACCUUCACCAUCCCCCCGCAGACCUCCUCGAUCUCCCCGCAGACCUCCUCGCUGCCUCCCCAGACCUCCUCUGUCCCCCUUCAAACCUUCACCAUCCCCCCGCAGACCUCUUCGAUCCCCCCUCAGACCUCCUCGCUGCCUCCCCAGGCCUCCUCUGUCCCCCUUCAAACCUUCACCAUCUCCCCGCAGACCUCUUCGAUCCCCCCUCAGACCUCCUCGCUGCCUCCCCAGACCUCCUCUGUCCCCCUUCAAACCUUCACCAUCCCCCCACAGACCUCCUCGCUGCCUCCCCAGGCCUUCUCUGUCCCACUUCAAACUUUCACAAUGCCCCCGCAGACCUCCUCGAUCCCCCCGCAGUCCUCUUCGCUGCCUCCCCAGACCUCCCCUGUUGGACCUCAGAGGGAACAGUCUCCAUCUCUGAGUUCCAGUAGAAACUUCGUGACCCCCGCUGGUCCCCAGAAGGACUCUCUGCUCUCCAGCCCAGGAGAGGUGCUGAGUAUCAAGCAGGAGCCUGAAGACCAGCCAAACCUGGGAUCCUUGGGCCUCCAGGAGAUCACACUGGAUGAUGUGAAUGAGAUCAUUGACAGAGAUAUCUGCAGUCUGAGCAGCGGCACCCAGCCCGACCAGUUUGACCAGUACCACCAGUACGACUGGGAGCACAAGUCCGGCGACGCCGCCGCGUCACCGUUCAGGGGAGGCCCUCAGUAGCUGCGCUGCUUCCUCAGGAGAAGACAGCAGUGCUGCUUCUUCUUCUUCUUCUUCUUCUUCUUCUUCUUCUUGUUUUGCUGUUUGGACAAAGAAAAUAAAGCGGAAGGUCGUGUUUGCACCAAGUGCACCAAACUGAUCUCCAAGUGCCUGAAAACCAAUCAGCAGCCUCGACGAGUCCGCAGGGCUCCUCCCAUCAGGGUAUCACGUCACAUUGCUGUUUCCUCGUCUGUCUCAGGAAUUUUACCUCACUGACAAACCAAAGAGUUUUUUUUUUUUUUUUAGCUUUUCAUGACGAAUUGGAAGAAAUGAAGAAUAAAACAAAAGGGCUGUAAAUCAUCUGUAAGUGUAGAGCUUCAAUGUGACUCAAUCUAACAAUCAGGAACGUCUUUACAGCAGCUGAAGCACAAAAAAAAAAAAAAGUUAUUAUUUAUUGGCCAGUUAAUUAAAAAAAUCUAUUUUUGAUACUCUGGAUCGACUCCAGUAAAAACUAAAGUCCUUCAGCUGAUCAUUUACAUUUUUUAUAGCUUGGUUUUACUCUGUUUACAUUUCCUUCGCUGAAUUUCAUUACUGCUGUUCAACCUGAACUGUUUUGGUGUGAAGCUUAAGACACUGAAUUUAUAGAAAUGUAUCGCAAGGUUGAAGUAAAAAGAAAAGAAAAGUC
Messenger RNA from Seriola aureovittata, 4493 nucleotides. RefSeq names its product nuclear factor of activated T-cells, cytoplasmic 3-like. The transcript is spliced from 10 exons. Gene Ontology annotation, biological process: regulation of transcription by RNA polymerase II; cytokine production; calcineurin-NFAT signaling cascade. Gene Ontology annotation, cellular component: transcription regulator complex. The record is from RefSeq and is a predicted model, not a curated record. The coding region runs from base 314 to 3832 and encodes 1172 amino acids. Gene Ontology annotation, molecular function: transcription factor binding; RNA polymerase II cis-regulatory region sequence-specific DNA binding; DNA-binding transcription factor activity, RNA polymerase II-specific. NCBI's taxonomy places the organism in Eukaryota, Metazoa, Chordata, Actinopteri, Carangiformes, Carangidae.